Molecule: messenger RNA, 2406 nt
Organism: Mesorhabditis belari
Lineage: Eukaryota; Metazoa; Nematoda; Chromadorea; Rhabditida; Rhabditidae
Source: the annotation of a GenBank genome assembly
AUGGGGCACAUGACUCAAACCUGCUUGAGCGACAUUCUAAAGACUCAAGGCGAGAUUACAUCAGAGUUGAUUGAGUCGAUUCUCAAUGCGCCGCAAGAAGGAACUUUCUUUCACAAAUAUCAACAAAGCGCAACGAUGGGUGCCAAAAUGAGGCGAGAUAAAGUUCAAACGUACAAGGAAUGCCGCAAAAACUUCGCCUGCUCCGAAACUUACAAUCCAUAUCUGUACAAUGAAUCAGAUACUAGUUCGGGAGGAGAAAAGGUUACGCUUUCAAUGGAAGUCAGACAUUCGGAUCACAUUGAAAUGCAAACAAAUCGAAUGCAACUGAAACUUGAUGACUCGAUCUCAAAAAUAAUUGCUGAUACGAAAAUAGAUAUUAUAUUUCCCGACAAAGAAGACCAUGAACAGCGAUAUGGCUACAAGAACGAGCUGACUCAAUUUUCCAAUCAAAUACUAAUUCACGGGUCAUUAAAAGAAGUAAAUGAAGCAAGGAAAAGACUCCGGAAACUCACUCCUUUGAUGGUGAGCUUUUCAACAAAAGGAUGUAAAGAAAGCGUGAAUAAGGAAACAAUCAAGGAAUGCAUCAAGGAACUUCAAGAAGAUGGUCAUCUAAAGUCUGUCAAUGUGCAGCUCACGUCUUAUUCGCAAGAUAGUAGCGAACCAACCAUACAUGUUACGGGACGAAUCGGCAAUGCAACAAAUAUCGCAACUGUUUGCGAAUCUUUGAAAAAAGCGCUCUUCGAUGAACACAAUUGCGAGAAAGUCAUCUUCAGCUCAUGUCUUGAAAUGCCAUCUUGCCAAUGGGACCUCAUCAUAGCCAAACAACAGCCUGAAUACUUCUUCAUCGCAGUUGCUUCAAAAAUAACUAACGCGGAUAUUCAUUUUCCCGAGAAGAUCGAUCGGCAUAUGGUUUCGUUUUUUUGCACCGGCACAAGUCCCAUUUCUGUAAUCGAAGCUCGCCGAGUUUUGCAGAGUCUUCUUCCACUGCAGCUCUGUGUUGAUGUCACGAAUGAUGAUCUUGUUGAACCGCUCAACUUUGGGCCGUUAAGAUCGAAGCAAGAAUUUGACUCGGAAAAUCUCGUCACAAUUAACUACUACAAAAGCGAAUACGAGAUGGAACCUUUGUUAGCCACUGAGCCGAUGAGACAUUUUGUACAUUUUGUUACACAGGAGUUCAAUGUAACUGGUUUAUUUGCUUCUUUGGCAAGUACCUUUACUCACGCACGUUUUGUUGCUGCCAUUUCCCUUGACUCCACGGAUUACAAUGGUAUAUCCAGUCGCCUUAUGACAACUGCGUGUAAAAAUUACGUUGGUCACAUGCCUAUGAUUAAGUCUAUGGCUGCGCCGAACGCUCUGCUUUUGGAAACUGAAGAACCUUCAGCGAACAUCGUUCGCGAUGAGAGUUUAGCUGAAUAUGAACCAGCUCGAGUGCUCAGAGAAAUAUCGGCAAAUGUUCCACAUUCAUCACACAUGGGAGAACAGGUGUCUCGUUUGAUGCAACAAGGAGGACUCAUAGCAAGAUACUAUCCAUUGCAUUAUUCUGCAAGCUUUCCUCGUAGCCCUUAUUCAGCUAAUGCCUUUCAAUGUCGUGACGAUUCUAACAACACAAAUCAAACCAACACACCGAAUGGCUCAACUAAUGUAUCGUUUUCAAGUACUCGCUCUCAAAGCCGAGUUCGAAAUAGCAAUUACAGCACCGGAAACCAAAGCUAUAAUAAAAACACAGCAAAUGAAACUCAUGAGCGUCGAGCCCCGGUAUAUAGUAACGUCACCUACCCCGAUAAGACCCAAGGGCCAAGGAGCUAUGUUUCCUCAACACGCGGUGGCGGGCGUGGGCGUUGGCCAUAUGGUGGGAAGGCCUAUCAUCACAAUGAUCGCAACACUCACAUGUCGCAUGCGGAUUUCGGAAACGUUGAGUACCUCAGACAGUAUGAAAAUAGCCAGCGACAUCGUGGGAUUCACGGAAAUCAUUAUUUGCAAAAUGAGCACCAGGAGCAGCAGUUUGACAAAGCACCAAAGAGUAAAGCGCGUUAUCAUGAUGACUACACGAAUCGCCAAUACAGAGAUGAUCGUUGUUAUCAAAGGGAUAGUCCAGUAACACCACAAAGUGGAGACCGAUCAUCAAAGGUCUCCUUGCAGUUGAAGGACCAAUCAAAUCCAAAGCGAACUUCGUUUUCUGAUGUUGAUGGCCACACUACAAAUAAGUCAAUUGAACCUCUGGAAUUGAUUCGAGUUGCCUCUACCGAGCCACAAUCUUUGGAGCAUUCAAGGGAAAUGAUCGAGCAUCGUGGCUACGAGUUUUCGGCAAGCGACGGAAGCGUCGAUGAGGCAAACAGGCACUCUCAUGUGGCCACCUACGCUCAGAUUCUCGAAGGGAAGAAGCCAGCAAAUGGAGUUGAAUCAAAA